Musa acuminata AAA Group (dessert banana) is the source of this 1851-nucleotide messenger RNA. Its product is annotated as transcription factor bHLH62-like. Gene Ontology annotation, biological process: regulation of DNA-templated transcription. Gene Ontology annotation, molecular function: DNA-binding transcription factor activity; protein dimerization activity. Gene Ontology annotation, cellular component: nucleus. The record is from RefSeq and is a predicted model, not a curated record. NCBI's taxonomy places the organism in Eukaryota, Viridiplantae, Streptophyta, Magnoliopsida, Zingiberales, Musaceae. The transcript has 7 exons. The coding region runs from base 198 to 1634 and encodes 478 amino acids.
GCUCUCUCAACCUCCCCAUUUCUCUCUCUAUAUAUAUACUUAGAGCUCAACGACUCCACCUUUCUCCCUCUCGUCUCUGUUAUUCUUCUUCUUCUUCUUCUACCCCUCGCAUUCUUGGUUCUUCUUCCCAACCUUGCCAUAAAAAUCCGAUCUUUGCCUCUUUUUCGCGCCUCUCGCUGCAACCUUCACCCUCAGGAAUGGAAAAGGAGCGAUUUUUCGGGGUGAACUGGCAGUCGCCUGACGCGACGACGCCGCCUGAGUUGAACUCCGGCGGCGCCGCCGACGACCGAUUGCCGCCGACCUUCCUCAACCUCGGCUGGGCGCAGCUGAUGCACCACAACGUCCAGUCCGGCUCGUCCCUGGGUUCUCUCGUCUCAUCGCUGUCCUCCAAUCCGCCGACCGUUAACGACAGCGUCGUCAUCCACGAGCUCUUCGGCCAGCUCGGAAGCGUCUGCGACGCCGGGGAGUUCCCCCCGACCUCGCUGUACCACAGUGCUAACGUGUCCUGUUACAGCGCGCCGCUGAGCACCCCCCGAAAGCUCAACCUUUUCGUGACGGAUCACCAGCAGCAGGGCAGGGGAGGAGUGAUGCCAAGCAAUCAAAUGGCGGCAGCGCAAUUCGCGCCAUCCAACUCGGAUCCGGCGAAGAGUUACGACUUGCUCAGGGGCCAAUUUGGGUUCCCAGAGGCAGGGAAGCUGUCGAGGGUCUCGAGCAGCCAGUCUCUGAAGGCAGCCGAUGGGUCGCAGAUGGGAGUUCCGGACGACGGGAAGCGUGUCCCGGUAACGGACCCAGAGAGUUUGGAGAUGGAGCUGAGGUCCAAGUUCGGUGGGAGGGCAUCGGGAGCUUCGACGCCGGACGAAAUGGGGCUCGGUAAUGGCCAGGAUGCAUCGUCGGCACUAGAUACAAAGAUCAACGCGAGGAAGCGGAAAUCCAAAGGAAAGGAGGCGUCUUUGUCAUCCUCCAUUAUGAAUCAUCCCAUGUCCACCGAUGAGGACAAUUCGGAUGCAAAGAGAUGCAGACCAGCUGAAACCAAUGGAGCUGGCAAGGAUGCGGCAGCGAAGCCGAAGACCGAGCAGAACGGUGAUGCCGGUCAUGAACAAGGAAAAGAGAACAAUGCCAAGCUAGCAGAGCCUCCCAAGGACUACAUCCAUGUCAGGGCAAGAAGAGGGCAAGCCACCGACAGCCACAGCCUCGCCGAGAGGGUCAGAAGAGAGAAGAUUAGCGAGAGGAUGAAGCUCCUGCAAGAUCUCGUGCCGGGUUGCAAUAAGAUCACUGGCAAAGCUCUUAAGCUGGAUCAGAUCAUCGGCUACGUGCAGUCGUUGCAGCGCCAAGUCGAGUUCUUAUCGACGAAGCUGGCCACCUUGAAUCCUCAGCUGGACUUCCUCCCAAAAGAUCAAAUCUAUCCAUUAGACAUGACGAGCACUGCAUUCUCAUACGCUCAGCAACCUCUGCAGAGCGUCGCAACCAUAAACCCAACGAGUUCCUCCCUGCACCGACCGCCGCUUGAUGGAUUCACAGAUGCAACCUCUCAGCUCGGGAAUUUGUGGGAGGAUGAUCUCCAGUAUGCUGUUCGGAUGGGGUUUGCGCAGAGCCAGGGGACCGCCGCCUUCUCCCAAAGCUCGCUGGCAGAGUGAAUCGACUCAACCUGGUCACACCAUGAAUUCAGGGACAAGCUGCAUGAAUAUUACUUAUGAUCAUUUGAUUUCAUAGUAAAUUAAAGGACUUCUGUAUGUAAUCUGUGGAAAAAGUUUGAGUCCAUCUUCGAGAAGACUGAUUAUUGCUUGGUUUGGAGAGAUGGAUGCACUCAUUCAACUCUCGAAGAUGAAAUGAGAUGUCUUCUCUCAUGCUCUA